AUGAUGAUUUCUCUUGGUUUCUUGGGUGCAGCAAGUGUGCGAGUAUCGAAUGAGCUUGGAAGAGGAAGUUCAAAGGCUGCAAAGUUCUCGGUUAUUUAUAUAGUUGCGUCUUCUUUCACGAUUGGACUCGUGUUAUUUACAGUUUUCUUGUUCUUACGCGGACGACUGGCUUAUAUAUUUACUGAUAGUGAAGAAGUGGUGGCUGCGGUUGCUGAUUUAUCGCCUUUAUUGGCUUGCUCUAUAUUGCUUAACAGUGUUCAACCAGUUCUCUCGGGUGUGGCGGUUGGGGCUGGUUGGCAAAGUAUUGUUGCUUAUGUUAACAUUGUUUGCUAUUAUUUCGUGGGGAUUCCGAUCGGUGUCGUACUCGGCUAUGUUUACGAUAUGCAAGUAAAAGGUGUUUGGCUUGGUAUGUUGUUUGGUACAUUUGUUCAAACAAUUGUUCUUCUUAUUAUUACGUCAAGAACUGAUUGGGAUAAACAGGUGUUGAUAGCUCAGAAGCGCGUUAACAAAUGGUUUCUUGUGGAGUCGUCGCAAGAGAACGGGCAAGAUGCUUAA
Impatiens glandulifera is the source of this 555-nucleotide messenger RNA. Its product is annotated as protein DETOXIFICATION 22-like. The transcript has 5 exons. Gene Ontology annotation, molecular function: antiporter activity; xenobiotic transmembrane transporter activity. Lineage: Eukaryota; Viridiplantae; Streptophyta; Magnoliopsida; Ericales; Balsaminaceae. Gene Ontology annotation, biological process: transmembrane transport. The record is from RefSeq and is a predicted model, not a curated record. Gene Ontology annotation, cellular component: membrane. The coding region runs from base 1 to 555 and encodes 184 amino acids.